Messenger RNA from Aureobasidium pullulans EXF-150, 4799 nucleotides. Its product is annotated as ABC multidrug transporter-like protein. The coding region runs from base 119 to 4630 and encodes 1503 amino acids. The record is from RefSeq and is a predicted model, not a curated record. Gene Ontology annotation, cellular component: membrane. Gene Ontology annotation, biological process: transmembrane transport. NCBI's taxonomy places the organism in Eukaryota, Fungi, Ascomycota, Dothideomycetes, Dothideales, Saccotheciaceae. The transcript is spliced from 2 exons. Gene Ontology annotation, molecular function: ATP binding; ATP hydrolysis activity; ABC-type transporter activity.
CCGAUAUGGAGGCGUCAUGAACCUGCUGCCUGCCGCUUCAUAUGUUAUCGAUGUCGCUCGUUCCUAAUUUCUCUCCUCUUUUUGUUUGAGCCAGCGACCCUACCAGCGCCGACAGAACAUGUCAGCCCCAGUGCCAGAUACAGUAUGGACUUCGGGCGACGCCGCUAAUCCUCCCCCGGCCGCCGACACUGCACAACAUGCUUCUGUAGCCACCGAGCCAUUGGAAAGAGUCGGAACAGAGAGGGAACUGAAUGAGGAGAAAGUGCUAGACCGGGAUUAUGUGCAACAAAAGGAAGCCGAGCAGCAAGCCGAGAAACAUGGUCGAUCACCACUGGACCGCCACCAAAGUGAUUGGACGUCUUCAAGCAAUGAGACGCCAGAUGAUAAGAGCCAAAGAAGCAUAGAGAAGGAGGAGAAGCAGACAUGGAGUGAAAAGAUCAAUCCAUUAAAGAGCAAGCACAAGCCUCCGAUACCGACAGAGCAAGGAGAGUCGAGGGAAUACAAAGCCAACUUCUUCAGUCAUCUCACCUUCCAAUGGAUGGCACCUAUCAUGAGCGUUGGAUAUCAACGACCACUUGAGUUAAACGAUUUAUGGAAAGUCAAUCCCGACCGCAGUGUAGAUGUUUUGUCUGCAAGAUUGAAGGCAGCAUUCAAAAAGAGAGUCGACAAUGGAACUGAGAAUCCUCUCAAAUGGGCGCUUUACGACACUUUUCGGAACGAGUUUCUACUAGGAGGUUUCUGCGAACUUAUCGCAGCUGUUGUCCAGGUUCUGGCUCCUUUCGUUCUGCGUUACCUGAUCAACUUUUCCACCGAGACAUGGGUCUCACAAAGAACUGGAUCGCCUAAGCCGGAUAUUGGCCAUGGUAUUGGCCUUGUCUUUGCGGUGACUAUCCUGCAGGUUAUUCAAAGUGUUUGCACAAAUCAUUUCCUGUAUCGCGGUAUGACUGUUGGUGGACAAGCAAGAGCAGUCACCAUCGCCGUCAUCUUCGAAAAGGCCAUGAGACUUUCUGGAAGAGCUAGAGCUGGUGGUAAGUCAAAUACCGAGCCUGUCGGCCUUCCUCCCGGCAUCACGCCUGGCAGCAAAGAAGAGAAGAAGUGGCUCAAGGCCAAGCUCAAGAAAGAAAAGGCCAACGCCCAGGACAAAAAGGGUGUUUCCGGUAGUGGAGAGGGCUGGUCGAAUGGCAGAAUUGUCAAUCUGAUGUCGACCGACACCUAUCGUAUCGACCAGGCAUCAGGAAUGUUCCACAUGAUCUGGGCCUCUCCAAUAUCAAUCGUCCUGACGCUUGUCUUGCUUCUUGUAAACAUCACAUACAGUGCGUUGGCCGGUUUCGGUCUGCUAAUGUUGGCUAUGCCUCUACUUGGAAGGUCGAUCAAGAGCUUGUUCGUCCGCAGAAAGGCCAUCAACAAAGUCACCGAUCAAAGAGUUGGUCUUACCCAGGAGAUUCUUGCCGGUGUCAGAUUCGUCAAGUAUUUCGGGUGGGAGAGCAGUUUCCUCGACCGCCUCAAGGAGAUCCGUCGCAGAGAAAUUGGCAAAAUUCAGUUUUUGUUGAACAUCCGUAACGGUAUCAUGGCUGUUUCGAUGUCCAUGCCCGUGUUUGCCUCUAUGCUGGCCUUCAUCACGUACAGUCUGACAGACCAUGGGCUCCAAGCCGGAAAGAUCUUUUCAUCUCUCGCUCUGUUCAACGGUCUCAGACUGCCUCUCAACCUUUUGCCUCUGGUCAUCGGACAGACCGUCGAUGCCUCCGCAUCAAUCCGCAGAAUCGAAGACUUUUUGCUUGCCGAAGAAGCACUGGACGAGGCCACCUGGGAUUACGAGGGCAAGAGUGCCAUUGUUAUGAAGGACGCCGACUUCACCUGGGAAAGAACGCCUACUCAGGACGCGGAGAAGGCACCAGUUGGUCCUGCUGGAUCCAAGCAAGCCAAGGCAGCUCGAAAAGCGGAUAAGAAGGCCGACAAGAAGGCCGACAAGCAAGCUAAGAAAGAUGCAAAGAAGGCUACUAAGGAUGCGCUGAAGAACGCUGAAAAGGGCGGCGAUGGUCUGAACACUUCUGACAGCAGCACCACUUUGGCCGACGAAAGUGAGCAGCCAUUCCAAAUCAAGGGACUCAACAUCGCUAUUGGCCGCGACGAGCUUGUUGCUGUCAUCGGAAGUGUUGGCUCUGGAAAGACUUCUAUCUUGGCUGCUCUCGGUGGAGAGAUGCGCAGGACUUCAGGUGAAGUCACCUUUGGCGCUUCUCGAUCAUACUGUCCUCAAUAUGCCUGGAUUCAGAACGCAACUGUCAAAGAGAACAUUACUUUCGGAAAGCCUUUCGAUCAAGAGUGGUAUGAUGCGGUUGUGGAUGCAUGUGCACUGCGACCUGAUCUCGACAUGCUCCCCAACGGCGAUCUUACCGAAAUCGGAGAGCGAGGUAUUACUGUCUCUGGUGGUCAGAAGCAACGUCUAAACAUUGCAAGAGCAAUUUACUUCAAUGCCGACAUUGUUCUCAUGGACGAUCCGCUAUCGGCUGUUGAUGCUCACGUUGGAAGACACAUCAUGGACAAUGCUAUCUGUGGACUUCUGAGAAACAAGGCUCGUGUUCUUGCAACUCAUCAACUCCAUGUUCUUCAUCGCUGCGACAGAAUUAUCUGGGUCCAAGACGGCACCGCAUACAAGAUUGAUACUUUCGACAACCUCAUGGCAACCGACGCUGACUUCCAGAAACUCAUGGCUACUACUGCCUCCGAAGAGAAGAAGGAAGAGCAAGAAGAACCUGUUGACGAAGAUGAAGUCGAAGAGGAGAAGAAGGACGUAAAGAAGACAACUGGUGGAAAGAAACCAGCUGCUGCACUCAUGCAGGCUGAAGAGCGUGCCGUCAAGAGUGUCUCUUUCGGCAUCUACAAGGCUUACGUCAAGGCUUCUGGCUCACUCGCAGUUGCACCACUGAUUCUCCUGACUCUUAUUCUGUCACAAGGUGCCAACAUUGCGACCAGUCUAUGGCUGUCGUGGUGGACCUCGGACAAGUUCGGCUACAGCAGAGGCGCAUAUAUUGGAGUCUACGCCGGACUUGGUGUUUCGCAAGCUGUCCUCAUGUUCAUCUUCUCCAGUAUCUUGACCAUCUGCGGUACCCGGGCCAGUGCAACUCUGCUACACAACGCAGUUACCCGGGUCCUCCGCGCACCCAUGUCCUUCUUUGACACAACUCCUCUAGGAAGAAUCACCAACCGUUUUUCCAAGGAUGUUGACACUAUGGACAACGCUCUCACCGAUGCCUUCCGUAUGUUCUUCAUGACACUUGCCCAAAUCAUCGCCGUGUUCAUUUUGAUCAUCGCCUAUUACUACUACUUUGCUGCCGCUUUGGGUCCGUUGUUCAUUAUGUUCUUGUUCGCCGCAAGCUACUACCGCUCAUCGGCUCGCGAGAUCAAACGACACGAGGCUGUCCUUCGUAGCAGCGUCUUCUCUCGCUUCAGUGAAGCAGUGUCUGGUGUCGCUACUAUUCGUGCUUAUGGCCUGCAGGACCAGUUUUCGAGAUCUGUUCGCGAUGCAAUCGACAAUAUGAACGGCGCCUACUACCUUACAUUCUCGAACCAGCGUUGGUUGUCCGUUCGUCUUGACGCCAUUGGUACUCUUUUGGUUUUCGUUACCGGUAUCUUGGUUGUAACUGCCAGUUUCUCCGUCAACCCAAGUAGUGGUGGUCUGGUUCUGUCGUACAUUCUCUCGGUCGUGCAGAUGAUUCAGUUCACUGUGCGCCAGCUUGCUGAAGUUGAGAACAACAUGAACUCGACCGAACGUAUCUACUACUACGGCAAUAACCUCGAAGAAGAAGCACCUCUCCACACCGUUGAGGUUCGUCCUUCAUGGCCCGAGAAGGGUGAGAUUGUCUUCGACAACGUCCAGAUGCGCUACCGUGAGGGUCUUCCUCUGGUCCUCAAGGGACUCAACAUGCAUGUCAAUGCAGGUGAGCGCAUUGGUGUCGUUGGCCGUACCGGUGCAGGAAAGUCGACGAUCAUGUCCACCUUGUUCCGUCUUGUGGAGCUUAGCGGCGGAAGCAUUACUGUUGAUGGUCUCGAUAUCGCCAAGAUUGGUCUCAAGGAUCUGAGAUCCCGUCUUUCGAUCAUUCCACAGGACCCCACAUUGUUCAAGGGUACCAUUCGCAGCAACCUUGAUCCUUUCAACGAGCACACAGAUAUGGAGCUGUGGGGUGCACUUCGCCAGGCUGAUCUUGUCGGCGAGCAGCAAGAUAUUGCUGACUCUUCUUCACGCAUUCACCUCGACGCUCCUGUUGAGGAAGAAGGCCUGAACUUCUCUCUUGGCCAGCGUCAACUUAUGGCUCUCGCACGUGCUCUCGUACGUGGUAGCCGCAUCAUUGUUUGUGACGAGGCAACUUCGUCGGUCGACUUUGAUACCGAUCAGAAGAUUCAGCGUACCAUUGUAAAGGGUUUCAAGGGCAAGACUCUCUUGUGUAUUGCCCAUCGUCUGAAGACCAUCAUUGGUUACGACCGUAUCUGUGUCAUGGACAAGGGUCAGAUUGCCGAGCUAGAUCGUCCCAUCACUCUUUACGACCAGGGAGGUAUCUUCCGCAGUAUGUGCGACCGCAGUGGCAUUCGCAGGGAGGACUUCUUCACCAGCGCCGAGGCCACUUUCACCGAGUGAUGAUAGCUCUAGCAUGUUGAUUUGUUGAUUUUGGUUCUUGGACAGCAUGCACUGCAUAGAUGCAUACAUGAAAGGGCGUUCUAGGCGAAAAGCAUUUCGGUUUCUUUUCAGGUUGUUAUUGGUGUAUAUACGACGACCUAUGAAUAUCUAAAUUUCCUCUUCAGAUUUU